AUGUUACUGUCAUGGUUGGUACUGCUGCUGCUGCUAUCGCAGGUGUGUUUGGCUCGAGCAGAACUGUGGCCCGUUCCGGUGAGCCCGGCCAGUGAGCAGUUGUUGGCGCGCGUCGUGGCCGAGAUGCUGCGCAGCUACUUUCACCAUCCGUAUCAACCGGUCUACCUGUACGCGGACCUCACGGACCACGGGCGGCGCGAUUUGCUUGACCAGAUUCUGCAGCUGAUCGGCCCGGAACUGAUGCUUGCCUGGGAUGUGCCACCGGUAUCGCCAUCGGUUCCCCGUCUGUUCAAUCUCGUGCUGCUCGAUAGCAUGUCGUUGGGACCGCUGUGCCGGGUGCUGGACGAGCGGAAUGAUCCAUCCGGUCGGUACGUAAUUGCGCUGACCCAGCGCUACCCGACGCAACGUCUCCUCGAGACGCUGUUGAUCCGGUUAUUUGGGGAGCUGUUCGAGCGGCGCAUCCUCAACGUGAACGUGCUGGUGCACGAGUGGACGACGGUUGCGGUCUAUACGUACUACCCAUUCGCACCGGGCCAGUGCCAACAACCUCGGACACGGCUCGUUGCCCGGUACGGGCCCCGCGAGCGUACCUGGCCACCGGGCACGAUGCGUACGCUGAAUCUGUUCCCGGGUCGGUUGUCGGAUCUGCACAACUGUACGCUUCGAGUCGGUACGUUCGAAGCAAAACCCUACACGAUGAUACGGCGCAAGGUGGACGGGUACGGGGAGCUGGGUGGUUUCGAGGGUGAACUGCUGCGAUUGCUGGGCCAGCGUUUACGAUUUCGCGUCAACCUUACCGAGUCGCAGCAUUGGGGCACGAUCGGGCCGAAGGGUAAUAGUACCGGUAUGAUGCGGUUGGUGCAGGAUGAGCUGGUUGAUCUGGCCAUCGCUUGCCUGGCAGUCGAUCCAACCCGCAACACCUACCUGCGACCCGGUACGGCCCACUACACCUCGACCAUCCGUAUGGCGGUACCGCAGGGCCGACCGUACAAUGCGUUCGAGAAGCUGUUCCGACCGUUUCGCACCGACUGCUGGAUCGCCAUCAGCUGCUGUCUACUGGCACUAGUCGGGCUUGUGGGCGGUUUCGUUAUGCUCGGUCAGCAGUCGGUCCGUGAUUUUGUGUAUGGAGCGGGCGUGCGAAUGCCACUGCUGCGUGCGCUCUAUCUCAUGUUCGGUGGCUCGGUGCAGCCUUGUCCGCGUCGUAAUUUUGCUCGUACGCUCUUUAUGUUUUGGCUCGUAAAGACGCUCGUGUUGCGCACGGUGUAUCAGGGCUCGCUCUACCGGUACUUGCAGCGGAGUGCAUACUAUCCACCGCUGGCGACACUGGAUGACGUGUACCGGUCGUCGCUUGACCUGCACAUGGUCGACAUCGCGAUGCGAUUCUUCGUUGAUCGACCGGAGCUGCGGGCCCGGGCCCACUUUAUACCGGCCGGACUGGAUACGCUCGGUAGGAUGGUGGCCGGUAUGGCCGAACGGUACCACGACCGGGCCGUCGUCUGCCCGAUCGAUAUGGUCGCGUACACCAAUCGCGUCAACAAGCUGGCGCAACGGCGCCACAUGGUGCAUGUGACACGCGAUUCGAUUACCAUGUUUCCGCUCACCAUCUACUACCCACAACGGUCGAUGCUAACCACGGCGUUCGACCGCGAGAUACGUAAGAUUGCCCCGACCGGUUUGAUGCAGUACUGGGUGCGCAGCUACGGAGACUAUGAUCUGUUCGGACCGGACACGGAUGAUGGCUCACAAUCGUCGACUGGUCGACCGCAGCAACUCACCAACGGCCAUCUGGCCGGUGCUUACCAGGUGUUGGUCGUUGCGCACACCUGGGCUGUGUUGCUGUUAGUGCUUGAGCUGGUAUCGCAGCAUCUGCGCUGGCUGCGGCAACUGUUCGACUUCUUCGAGUAA
Molecule: messenger RNA, 1905 nt
Organism: Anopheles darlingi
Lineage: Eukaryota; Metazoa; Arthropoda; Insecta; Diptera; Culicidae
Exons: 1
Coding region: 1-1905 (634 amino acids)
Cellular component (GO): membrane
Molecular function (GO): glutamate-gated receptor activity
Source: RefSeq, a predicted model, not a curated record